UGCAGUUUCCCAACAGUCAAACGCAAGGUCGUUUCAGCAGCCAUGGAGUGCUUCCAUAUGCGCCAAGAGCUGCCGCCCUCCGUUCGCAACCAGCUUGAAGCUGUGCAGUCUUGGCCUUUGUGUCUCACCAGGACCAUCCCAUUACCUCAUGACGCAAAGGAUAGUCCGAAUGUGGAGACACCAUCAGCAACAAGCUGCUCAGGAUCCUCCUUUUUGGAAGAAGAAAAUGGCCCAAGUGAGAAAAACAGGGAAGAGCUUCAGAAGCAUAAUGCGAACUUCAAGAUGCUCUAUGACAUGCAGCAACAGCUGAUCGCCACCCUUCAGGAGCAACUUCGCGUCCAAGAGAUUGAUUUGGACAGCAUGAAGCAGGUGAAUGCAUGGCAGGAAAAGGAGCUGGCCUCCUUGAAAAGCCAGCUUCAGAGGCCCUUUGACGGUGAGAAGAGGCAUUUGCCAGAACCAGAUGAAUCCGAGGCCAAAUCCUUGGAAAAGCUGAAGUCAGAGCUGGCCAAUAUGAGCGCUGAGUGGACUUUGCACCGUGAGCAGGCGGAUGCACACGCCAUGGAAGCAAUGGCAACCUCUGUGCAAGCUGGCUGGAAGGCGGCAUGUGCUUUGCCCCACGAAAGCACCGUGUCAUUGCGGACAUCCGUGGUCCCUGCUGACAAGACGGAGUUCAGUUUCGUGGAGUGGCUUUUUACAAGGUCAUUGGUAAAGCAUCGGCAUGCUCGAGAUCCAUCACUGUGGUGCCCAACCGCUCGUGUCAAGGUGUUGGAGGUACAAAAGAUUGAAAACAGGACAUUUUUGAAGAGGUAUGCACAGCGGCGAGAGGAACUAUUGGAAGAAAGGGCUGGACAGAGUUGCGAACCCUUGCAAGACAUCGAGACAUUGAUUGGGAAGUCUCUCCAGAAUCAACGAUCCAUUGAAGAAGUUUGUCAUUGCCCAGACUCUGGGGUGAACUUCAAUGAAGUGCUCCUUUUUCACGGAUCACCCAGUGCAAAGAUCAACGGAAUCUUGACCAGCGGAUUUGAUCCUCGAUAUGCUGGUCUUGGCACUGGUGCCAUGUUUGGGCAAGGGAGCUAUUUCGCCCACAAUGCCUCAAAGUGCUUCCGCUAUGCCGGCGAUGAUGAUGUGGAACGCAAGAAUGGAGGCUUGCGCCAGACUGUGCUUGUAGUCAGAGCCUUGCUGGGCAAUCCACACUACCAAAAACUCAUGUGCCCGGAGCGAAGAAUGCCACCCGCCAACAGCGACUCGGUGGUAGCCCUUACAAAAGCCGAAGGCGGAUGUGUGGAUCAUAGAGAGUACGUCUUGUACGACAAGGCUUCGGUUCUGCGGAUGUGUGGAUCAUAGAGAGUACGUCUUGUAUGACAAGGCUUCGAGUCUGCCGCUCUAUCUCAUUGAAUUUGAGCACUUGCCAGAUUGCCGAUGCCAGAUGUGCAGUCCUCAAGAUUAGCAGAUCAGAAGAUCCUUGCACUUCCCAAGGCAAGAUGAGGGAAGCACAUUUUGAAGCAAGUGAGAUUUGUGCUUUUGGCUUUCUUUGUGGCAAGCCGCUGCAUGCCCGUGUGCAGCUUUCCUCGAUACAGAAUGAUACAGAUAACGGCACGAGUUCAGCCUGAGAGCCUGGGCUGUGGGCCGUGCCAGACAAGCUGGUACGCGGAGCAAGAACACCACCUCGCCAACAGCGACUGGUUGGUGGCCCUUGCUGAAAAUCCAAGGAAAGCGCUUUGAGCAACCGCAUUUGGCGCUCCUGGGGGCUUGCCCCUUUUGCAGAUUUUGCACUCUGGGAGGGAAGAAGCAGGCGUGUGCUGUGCAGCUUGAGACUGCUUGCUGCGCCUGCUGAGCCCGAGAAGCCGGAACUCUUGCAGAGCGAAGGCCACCAUCAGCCAACAGCGACUCAGUAGCCUGUAGUCCUGGUGAAAGCAAAAGCGAAGAUGUCAAUGAUGGUGGGUACCCCCUGAAAGCAAGCCAUGCUCGCCACAGACAGCCUCAAGGAGAGGUAGUCAAUGUGCUCGCAUUUGCGUUUGUUUUGUCUCUUCCCAGCGUGGCAGUUUGGGCUUGUAGCCACUGCACCCCAUCAUGCAAGUUUUGUGCAGGCUUGCUUUUGUUGAGAAACAGGAGCAUGUUUGUGAAUUAAGUUGUUGCUUCACUUAGUGAAGCAUAGAGGCGGACUCAGCAUCGCUGAAAUUCGAGCUCGUAGCAUUUUGUAGACGUAAAUAGUACUGUAAAUGCUCAGUUCGAUGCCCGGAGCGGGCUUGAUGUCAUGAGAUUCUUGAUUUGGCUGGCAUUUGGAGCGAGCUUUUAAACAAGUGUUGACACAA
Messenger RNA from Durusdinium trenchii, 2312 nucleotides. The record is from the annotation of a GenBank genome assembly. NCBI's taxonomy places the organism in Eukaryota, Dinophyceae, Suessiales, Symbiodiniaceae.